Molecule: messenger RNA, 414 nt
Organism: Penicillium canariense
Lineage: Eukaryota; Fungi; Ascomycota; Eurotiomycetes; Eurotiales; Aspergillaceae
Exons: 1
Coding region: 1-414 (137 amino acids)
Source: RefSeq, a predicted model, not a curated record
AUGAACUUUACCGGCAUUCUCCGUACAGCCCUGGCCGUCGCCAUCGCUGCAAUAAUGCCGAUGGUGGCAGGCACAACGACGCAGACGACGGCGCAGUCAACAGAGGUCAAUAUUCUAUUCCCGGCCCUAUAUGAGAUGAAUCUGGAUUACCUGGAAGGGAGAGUCGUGAGCGCCGAUACCUCAGCUACUGCAAUUGAGGUCGACUGCCGAUCUGCCGAGGCCAGCCAAUGUUCCUCUUCCGGUUAUGUCUUGCCUGUAACUCCCACGACCGGUGCGACCUUCCAGGACUAUCAUUACGAUAUCACCAGCUUGGAACCGCACUAUCUACAUCGUUACUGGGACUUUGGAUUGCAAUGUGACCUCGUCUACGCUGGGCGCCUCCUGCUACGCCUCGACGAGCACGUGGAUAACUAG